AUGACGCAUCGCAGGCUGCUGUACGACGUUCGUAUCGUCGCGCUUUACGCAGGGAGCCCAGUUGGCGCCCCUUUCAGAAAGGCGUCAUUCUGGUGCAGAUGUGUGCGCAGCUCAGAUCCCGGCGUCAUCCCGGACAUCCCUUACGAGACCAAGAUCAGCAUCGCAUUCAGCGAGGCGGAUGUCCAGGCGGUUCUGGACUGGACCAUGCCUUGGCGAGACCCCAAUGACGUCUCGGGCCGCGCUGUGGUGAACGCCAUCAAGGCCCACAUCGAGGUGCUUGCCCCUCACCUGGCGACGGUCGAGGACGAGGUCACCAAAGAAGAUCUGAUCGCUGCCAUGAUCGCAGCUGGCUGUCGCCUCUCGACGCCGUACACCCUGAUCCCCCGCAUCGCUUUGGUGUUCGAGACUGAUCGCAUCGCCCUGGGCCGCAACGAGCGCGUGGCCACGCAUCGCAGCCUCGUGCCGGUGUACCAGCGUCUGGCCCGCGUCUUUCGCGGCGUCUAUCUGGCGGAAGGCACCAGGCUCAUCGACAAUACGUUGAGGAUCCAGAACCGCGUCACCUUCGCGAUCAGGGUACAUACCUCGAGGAUCAACGACGACGUCCGCGCAGUCUUCGAGGAGGUGGCGAUGCGACCCGACAUCCAGACACGGUCCGACCUCCUCGACUUCCUCUUCCGUACGGUCAGAGCUCAGGACGUGAUCGUUCCGCCGCCGCCGUACCCAGCCAUCUACUACGGCUCAGACGGCGAGUUGCUCCUCUACAUCAAAGGCGUCGACGACCACCCGCACCAGAAACACAGCUUCAGGUCGGGAGAUGCCGACCUGCUCAACAAGGCUCUUCUGUCCUUUCAGCGGCUCCUGGCAGAACACAGCGACACCUGGCACGAGGACGGUGGCGCUGGGCUUCUCGUCGCUUGGAAAAAGGCCAUCGAGGACGCCGCCCGCGACAAGUAUGGCGAGGUCGGCCGCAACGUCAAGGCGCCCUCGGCCAAUCCGGGCACGGCGUUCGAGUUCUCGGCUAAGGCGACCGUCUAUCGCUGGACCACUCGCUUCUCAGAGGAAGAUAUUCGAGCCACCCGUCUGCCCGACAUCAACCGGUACGACGAAAGGUACGCCGGGAGGCCCUCGGCGCUCACGGUCUACGACGUCCUCGCAGCGCCCAAGGUCGCCACGUCGCUGGAUAUGCCUCUCACUGUGAGGGGCGACGAUGUGAUCAGCUACAUCAAGCGCCCGAAUGGCCCGCUGCCAGCCGGACUGGAACAGCUCGAGGUGUACAGAGAUCUUCUGGCCGUCGGCCCCAUGGAGGCGAUCUUUGCCAACAUCUCUGGGACCAUCAGCGCGAUCGGACCUGCUAUCGACCUCGGCGCCUGCUACGAGGUGCAAGAUGGCGCAACCGUGCGGAAGAGGCACGAGGCCGACAACAUCAGCAUCGUGCCCAACUGGCUCAACAUGGCCAAGUUGACCCAUUCGGCCGCGACGGCGCGCCUCUGUCUCCUGGCGAUCCACCUCAACCGUCAGGAGGGAUUUCGCCCUCUGCUCGACUUCAUCGACAAGCUGAUGUGGCUGUUGUAUCCCCUCGACGUCUUCAGCAGCACCGGAGCCUUCUCGAGCGGCAACAACAGCGACUCGAUCGCUGUUCUCCAGACGAUCGCCGCCUACGUGGACGGAACAACAGCGCAGCUGCCGGCCGAGGCUGAGACUCUGCUCCGAACAACGCCACCCCGCCACGAGAUGCAGCCUGCCGCCUUCGCAGCCCUUGCGGGCGUCAACAGCGAGCACGCCGCCCUGCUGGUCGACGAUGGCGACGAGCCCCAGGAUGCUCGUCCUGAGGCUGCCGACGCCGCUUCGGCCCUGUCGUCGGCCGAGCUGGCUGAGAUCUUCGAGCGCGAUGCUCAAAACCGCGUCCAGCCGUGCCAGGCCUACGGACAGCUUGACUUUCCGGCGCUCUUCGAGGGAUUGCCGUGGGCGGUCGACGAGGCACUCGCCCUCUGCCUUCGCCUCUACAUCACCUUCAUCACCGAGUGCGACUUCACCGCUUGUAUCGUCAUUGGUGUGCUCGUGCCGGACUGGGUGCGAGUCGGCGGCAAGCCUUAUCCCGAGCUGGCGAUCCUUGUCGUCAUCAAGCGCUUGCUCGCCGCCGGGUACAAGGACCCCCUCACCGGCCUCAGCAUCGGUCUCUACCCCCGACAUCAUCCUCUACGCCUCUCCAUCGGCCAUCGCACGCACCGCUCGAUGCAGGCUGCUCUGCCAGCGUCCGCCACCGCCGAUGACGACUUCAACAUCGAGUGUCAAAGUUCCCGGGGCAAUUGGCUGAUCAAGGCGUAUACACAGGCAAGCAUAGCAGCUAUCUUGAGGGCCGAGUACACCUUCAACGAUGCUCUCGUCACGCGUCUCUGCCGAAUGGCGGGCCUCGGCCGAGCGACACUGCCCUCACUCGCCCAGCCGACGCUCGCUCUUGUCGAUGACCUGCGCCGCAACCGUGCCGUCGCACCAGCUGAAUCAUACACGCUGUUCGAGAGGCACCGCAACUCUACGCUGCCGGGCAGUCCGGGCCACCUUGGCUCUGUCCGCCGCUACUGUCACUUCCGACAAUGA
Molecule: messenger RNA, 2595 nt
Organism: Pseudozyma flocculosa PF-1
Lineage: Eukaryota; Fungi; Basidiomycota; Ustilaginomycetes; Ustilaginales; Ustilaginaceae
Exons: 3
Coding region: 1-2595 (864 amino acids)
Source: RefSeq, a predicted model, not a curated record